CUGUUUCCAUUCUCUGAAGGUCAGUUACUUUCUUUUGCUAUCAAACCUUUCUAGAGACUGAAGAUGAGUUGGAAUUACACUCCAAACAGCUAUUACUAUGACUAUCAAAGUGGAAACUCUGGAAGCCAGUAUGGACAAUCAUACCAAGGAUCAGAAAUUUCUUUUACAGAUCCUAACACUGUGUAUGUAAAAGGUGCCUGCAAAAAUAAUGGAAGAGAAGGAGCACAAGGAGGUAUUGGUACCUACUGGGGACCAAACCAUAAAUUAAACACAAGUAGUACGUAUUCUGGACGACAGACAAACCAAAGUGCAUCUUUAGAAGCAGCUACAAAAGUGAUUGAGCAAGCAAAGGCUCAAAAUAAGAACAGAAUCACUGUAUGCACAGAUAACCAACUUGUCACCAAAGGUAUGACCGAGUGGAUUGACACAUGGAAAGCAAAUGACUGGAAAACAAGCAAAAAUAAAGAUGUUGUCCACAAAGAUCAUUUUGCCAAGUUGGAUUCUAUGACUCGAGGCAUGAAUGUUGAGUGGAAACAUGUACCUGCUGGUUCUAAAGAAGGAGGCAAUGCUGAAGCUCGAAGACUAGCAAAAAAUGCAACUAGAAAGAAGUGAGAAGACUAGAUCAGUACUUAAGACAGUUAAAAAGUUUCCGUGUUUAACAUUGCAAUACCUUUUCUCUCCCUUAUUCCCUUGUUUUGGAAUUAUACUCCAUGGCUAUUUUUGCCAGUUUGUUGUUUUUUCUCUGUGCUGUUUUAAUUUUUUCCCUAAUACAAAUAAGAAAGAAUUGCAUAUUGUAGAAAUUGUUUUAAGAGAAGACAUUAUUUACCCAGCAGCUACUCCCCCCUCCCCCAUUCCCUCAAGUAUGUACUCAAAAUGCCAAUUAUUACUUGGAACUUAGGAAUAAAAAUUCAAUAAGUCUUAUUUUCCAUUAAUUCAUAAUUUCUGAUUUAUGCACAUCCUAGACUCUUCCAUAAAAUACUGCUUUUUCCAUUUAAGAUUAAUACCGAGUUGACAAAGGUAAAAUUCAAUAACAAAGGGAAAGACUCAAAAAAAAUUCUGAUCAAUAAUGUUGAUUAGUUCACAUCAAAAUUUUUUCCUCAUUCUUUCUGUGUGUGAAAUGUGUUUUAUAAUUCUUGGAUACUGGUUACUUGUAUCUAUUUCCAUUAAACCUCUUUAAGACUUAGCAACUA
Antechinus flavipes (yellow-footed antechinus) is the source of this 1190-nucleotide messenger RNA. Its product is annotated as ribonuclease H1-like. The record is from RefSeq and is a predicted model, not a curated record. The coding region runs from base 64 to 612 and encodes 182 amino acids. Gene Ontology annotation, molecular function: nucleic acid binding; RNA-DNA hybrid ribonuclease activity. Gene Ontology annotation, biological process: DNA replication, removal of RNA primer. The transcript is spliced from 6 exons. NCBI's taxonomy places the organism in Eukaryota, Metazoa, Chordata, Mammalia, Dasyuromorphia, Dasyuridae.